CGGCCCGGUAGUCGGCUGUAGACCACGUUGCGUGCCGUGGAGACGACGUACAGAGGACCCGUUUCCGGGACUUGUCCAGAUCGCUGCGACUCUGCUCGGACGCCCUCGAGUAAUUGCUGUUAAUUCUAUUUAAAAUGGGUGUAAAGAAGAAGAGAGAAAUGCAAGUUGCUGCACUGACGGUUCGUCAUCAGGACCUUGAAAUUUUGAGAUCUUUUGCUGAUGGGGAAGGAAAAAAUCUAGCUUCUUUGCUGUUACAUUGUGUGCAACUCACGGAUGGAGUGUCACAAAUCCAUUAUGUUAAACAGAUUGUGCCUCUACUGGAGAAGGUAGAUAAAAAUGGCCUGUGCGAUCCCACUAUUCAAAGUUGUUUGGAUAUUUUAGCAGGCAUUUAUUUUUCUUUGAAUCUGAAGAAUCCCUUGAAGAAAGUAUUGGUAAGCUCACUAAAUGGCCUACCUGAAUUUUUUCUAACUGAGGCUAUAAACAGUUUUACUUCUCAUCUUCAAGAAGAAUUGAAUACUACUGAUCUGUACUCUUAUAGGAAAGUAAUUGACAAUAUAUCUUCCUGUAUGGAGAAUUUUAAUUUGGGUAAAGCAAGUAUUAAUAAUCUGCUUAAAAAUGUACUUCAUUUUCUGCAGAAGAGUUUAAUUGAAAUCCUAGAAGAAAAUAGAAAAUUUGCUGGAAAUCAUAUUGUUCAAACACAGUUGAUGAAUGACUUGUUGGUAGGCAUUAGAGUAUCAAUGAUGUUAGUACAGAAAGUGCAGGCUUUCCAGGGAAAUCUUUGGAAGGCUUCCAGUUCUCCCAUAUGGCAGAGUAUGUGUGACUUGCUGCAUAUUUUCACCAAGUUCUUAAGUGAUGAUGACCUGUUACAGACUAUUCAGAGUACAUCUGGAUUAGCUGUUAUUCUUUUUAUUAAGACUAUGUUUCAUCCAUCUGAGAAGGCUCCUGAGUUGAUUAGCAGUUUGCUUCUCCGUUCAGUAGACUGCACCAGCAUCCCUGGGUGGCUUAUGAGCAGCUGCAGGAGCCUCUGUUGUGCUGACAUCCCUGGGUCAGCUCUCUUAUUCCUGUGUCAGGGGACACUUGCCAUGUUGGACUGGCAGGAUGGGAGCAUGGGCCUGAGUGGAGAGGCCCUGCUUUUGGACACUGUGCACGUUUUGUUCACCUUGAGUUCACAGAUAAAGGAAUCAACAUUGGAAAUGUUUCUAUCUAGAAUCUUGGCAUCUUGGACACAUUCAGCUAUACAUGUCCUUGAAUCAAGUUCCUCAAGCCUGAAGGACAGUCUGAAUGGGAAUUCAAGCAUAAUUGGGAAACUUUUGGAAUAUGUCUAUACCCACUGGGAACAUCCAUUGGAUGCUCUAAGACACCAAACCAAAAUCAUAUUCAGAAAUCUUCUCCAAAUGCACCAACUAACUUUGGAACAGGCAGACUCAGUCACUGAUCCUUUCUUUUUGGAAUUGACUGAGAGUGUUCUGCUAUUGGAAUGGCAUAUUAAAGGAAAGUACAUAUGCCUUGGGUGUUUGGUAGAAUGCAUAGGAAUUGAACAAAUUUUGGCAAUAGAUAAAACUAUACCAUCUCAAAUCUUAGAGGUAAUGGGGGACCAGUCAUUGGUACCUUAUGCAAGUGACCUCUUGGAAACAAUGUUUAAAAAUCAUAAGAGUCAUUUGAAAUCUCGGAAUGUUGACAGCACUUGGAUUGAUCAGUGGCAUGAGACUUGGGUUUCUCCUCUCCUUUCUAUACUAUGUGAAGGAAGCCUGGAUCAAAAAUCUUAUGUGAUUGAUUACUAUUUGCCAAAAUUAUUGAAUUACAGCCCUGAAAGCUUAAGGUACAUGGUAAAGAUUCUUCAGACUUCUAUUGAUGCUAAAACUGGGUCUUGUAAUAACAGAGGGGCUCUGGGAGCUUUGAUGGCAUGCCUGCGAACAGCUAGAGCUCAUGGACAUCUUCAGUCUGCUACUGAUGCCUGGAAGAACCUUGUGUCGAGUGCAAGAGUCAAGCAAGGCUUAGUUCAUCAGCACUGCCAAGUACGGAUAGAUACAUUAGGCUUGCUUUGUGAAAGUAAUCGGAGCACAGAAAUUGUUUCCACAGAAGAAAUGGAGUGGAUUCAAUUCUUUAUCACAUACAAUCUUAACAGCCAGUCUCCAGGAGUGCGGCAGCAGAUUUGUUCUCUUCUUAAAAAGUUGUUUUGUAGGAUACAGGAAAGUUCCCAAGUACUUUACAAAUUGCAGCAAAGUAAAUCCACACAUGAACCAGAGAAUGAAUUAGUGAAAGAGCAGCCUUCUGUUUCCUUACAAUUGUAUAAGAAUUUCAUGUCAUCCAUUUGCAACAGUCUUUUUGAAGCAUUGUUUCCUGGAUCAUCCUACUCAACUAGAUUUUCUGCUUUAACCAUUUUAGGUUCAAUAGCUGAAGUUUUUCCUGUCUCAGAAGGUAGAGGCCAAACAGUGUAUCAACUGAGCCAUGAUAUUAAUGUUGAUCGCUUCCAAAUACUAAUGGAAUGUUUUACCAGCACUUUUGAAGAAGUGAAAACUUUAGCAUUUGAUCUUCUGAUGAAAUUAUCAAUAGCAGCUGUACAAUUUCAGGAUUCUGAGAAACUACAAGGCUUAUUCCAGGCAGCACUGGAGCUCAGCACAAGCACGAAACCAUAUGACUGCGUAACAGCUUCCUACCUGCUGAUCUUCUUGAUCUGGCAGGAUGCUCUGCCCUGGUCCCCAUCUGUGGCUACACCCCAGCAGGCUGCCUGUGGUGAUGGAGAUAAAUCUGCUGCCGUGGUGGAAAGGAACACAUUGUUAGUUAUCAAAUGCUUGAUGGAAAAUCUUGAGGAGGAGAUCUCUCAGGCUGAAAAUUCUUUGCUUCAGGCAGCAGCAUCCUUUCCUAUGUAUGGGCGAGUCCACUGUAUAACAGGAGCUCUGCAGAAGUUACCACUAAACAGCCUGCAGUUGGUGAGUGAGUGGAGACCUUUGGUGGAGAAACUUCUGUCCAUGUCCUACAGGCUCUCUGCCGUGGUGUCUCCGGUCAUUCAGAGCUCCUCGCCUGAGGGCCUCAUCCCCAUGGACACUGAUUCAGAGUCAGCAAACCGCUUACAGGUGAUUCUCAAAGAGAUUCAGCCACGAGAUACUAAUGAUUAUUUCAACCAAGCCAAAAUAUUGAAAGAAUGUAAUAGUUUUGAUUUGGAGGACUUGAAUAUCAGUGUGUCAAAUAUUGAUACUUCUGCAGAAAUCAAAGGUAAAGAAGAAAAAACAUGUGAUGUAACUGCUCAGAUGGUGCUGGUGUGUUGUUGGAGAAGUAUGAAGGAAGUUGCUUUACUUUUAGGCACACUGUGCCAGCUUCUACCUAUGCGGUCUAUGCCAGAAUCUUCUGAUGUAUUGUUAACAGAGGAGCAGGUAAAAGAAAUAGGAGAUUACUUUAAACAACACCUUUUACAGUCCAGGCACAGAGGCGCAUUUGAAUUGGCUUAUACUGGUUUUGUGAAACUAACUGAAAUACUAAACAGGUGCCCUAGCGUGAGUCUGCAAAAACUGCCGGAACAGUGGUUAUGGAAUGUUUUGGAGGAAAUUAAAUGCAGUGAUCCUUCAUCAAAACUCUGUGCUACAAGGCGCAGUGCUGGAAUUCCUUUCUAUAUACAGGCAUUGUUGGCAUCUGAACCAAAGAAAGGCAAAAUGGAUUUGUUGAAAAUAACAAUGAAAGAAUUAAUCUCCUUGGCUGGGCCUGCUGGUGACUCACAAAGCACAGUUCCUCAGGUUCAUGCUUUGAAUAUCCUUAGAGCCUUGUUUAGAGAUACUCGUUUGGGAGAAAAUAUCAUUCCAUAUGUUGCUGAUGGAGCUAAGGCUGCGAUUCUGGGCUUUACAUCACCUGUCUGGGCAGUGAGAAAUUCAUCCACUCUUCUCUUUAGUUCCUUGAUCACAAGAAUCUUUGGAGUUAAAAGGGGAAAGGAUGAACUUUCCAAAACAAAUAGAAUGACAGGCAGAGAGUUUUUCUCUCGUUUCCCAGAACUCUACCCCUUCCUUCUCAAACAGCUGGAAUCUGUAGCCAGUACAGUGGACAGUGAUCUGGCAGAACCAGAUCGUCAUCCAAGCAUGUUCCUCUUGCUUUUGGUGUUGGAGAGACUCUACCCUUCCCCGAUGGAUGGCACUUCUUCUGCUCUCAGCAUGGCACCUUUUGUUCCCUUCAUUAUGAGGUGCGGUCACUCGCCUAUCUACCGCUCACGUGAAAUGGCCGCUCGUGCCUUAGUCCCAUUUGUUAUGCUAGACCAGAUGCCCAAUACCAUCCGAACUCUGUUGGCCACACUCCCCAACCGCACUGACCAGUGUUUCCGGCAAAACCAUAUUCAUGGGAUGCUUCUCCAGGUUUUUCAUCUGUUACAAGCCUACACCAACUCCAAACACAGAACAAAUUCAGACCUUCUGCCGGAGCUGACUGACAUCACUGUUUGUGCAAAAGCCAAACUCUGGCUGGCCAAGAGGCAAAAUCCAUGUUUGGUGACCAGAGCUGUAUAUAUUGACAUUCUCUUGCUGUUGACAUACUGCCUCGACAAAGCCACAAAGGGCAACCAACCAGUUCUGGAGAGUCGUAGCUUCUGGGAGGAAGUCAGAGGGAUCGUCUCGGGGUCAGAGCUGGUAACAGGAUUCCCUUGUACCUUCAAGGUGCCGGGCCUGCCACAGUACCUCCAGAGCCUCACCAAAUUAGCCCUCAGAGCGAUGUGGGUGGUGCUGGACCAGACUAGAGAACAGACAGUGGAUGUUCCCGUCACCUUCUCACAGCUGCUAGAGUCUUCCUUUCCUGAAGUCCGCUUGCUGACACUGGAAUCCCUGUUGGAAAAAUUCUCAUCAGUAGCCUCUGGACCGGGAGAGAAGAGACUGCCAUCCUUGCUGGGCCAUAUGGAAGAGAAGUUCCUACUGUUGGCAAUGAACGAGAACCAUCCGGAAUGCUUCUGUAAGACACUGAAGAUUCUCCACUGCCUGGACCCCAGUGAGUGGCUUCCCCAGACAGAGCGCUGUGUUCAUCUAACCCCAAAGGAAUUCUUGGCCUGGACAAUGGAUAUUGCUUCCAAUGAGAGGUCUGAAGUUCAGAGUGUGGCUCUGAGGCUUGCCUCCAAAGUGAUUGCCUACCACUUGCAGACACAUGAAGAGAACAGGGUCUCAAUGGCCCCCGAGCUGAAGCAGUGGGUCCAGCUGGUCGUCUUGUCCUGCGGAGACCGCCUCCCGACAGCGUCCAGGCUGGCCGCCGCCGGGGUCCUCACCAGCACUGCGCCACUUUUCCUCACUAACCCCCGGCCCAUUCUUGAGUUGCAGGACACACUUGCUCUCUGGAGGUGUGUCCUCACCCUCCUGCAGAGUGAAGAGCAAGCUGUCAGAGAUGCAGCCACGGAAACCGUGACGACGGCUGUGUCACAAGAAAACACCUGCCAGUCAACAGAAUUUGCCUUCUGCCAGGUGGAUGCCUCCAUCGCUCUCACCUUGGCCUUGGCCGUCCUGUGUGACCUGCUUCAGCAGUGGGACCAGCUGGCUCCUGGACUGUCCAUCCUGCUGGGAUGGCUAGUAGGAGAGGGAGAUGACCUUGUGGGCUGUGUGGAGAGCACAUACCAGGAGGAAGAAGACUACCUGUUUGAAAAAGCAGAAGUCAACUUUUGGGCUGAGACCCUGACUUUCGUGAAAUACCUCUACAGACACCUCUUCCAUGUCUGCAAGUCCAGCUGGCCUCCCUCUAGCUCUGAGAGGCUGUGUCGCCUGCAGAGGACAGUGUCAGAGCAGCGCCACCACCUCUCUCAGCUCUUCAGAGAACUUCCACCCACUGCUGAGUUUUUGAAGACAGUGGAGUUCACCAGACUGCGCAUUCAGGAAGAAAGGACAUUGGCUGGCCUGAGGCUGCUGGCCUUUCUGGAAGGAAAAGAAGGGGAGGUCCCCUUGUGCUCAGGGGCUCAAACCCUCCUGCAGAAGCCAGUCAGCUAACCCCAAGAACAGAGGCAGCACGUUGAAGGAAGGCUUUGGCUCCAGAGGCAGUGGUACUCGCCUAUAAUCCUAGCCACUCUGGAGGCAGAGGCAGCAGGAGUCGCAAGUUUGAGCCAGCUUUGGCAAUUUAGCAAGACCAUCUCUCAAAAUAAAGGAAAAAUUUUAAAGGGCUGGGGAUGAGGCUCAGUAAACACACAUAAGGCCCUAGGUUCAAUCCCCAGUAUUCCUCUAAAUCUGCAAGAAACACAUCAAACAUAAAUUCAACUAUUUUCCCUCAUGCCUGCUCCAUUUCCGUGAGUCUAGGCUUGCAGAAACAUGUCAAACAAAUUCAGCUGUUUUCCCUUCAUACCUCCCCCACUGCUGUAAGUCUAGGUUUCUGUCACUUCCUACAGGGGAGAUUUUUCUUCAGUUCACUCAUUCAAGGCAGCCUAGUUUAUUGCAGCUACUGUAGGAAGUGAGGCUACCACACUGAAUAUUUACUCUGUCCCCAGGUGCAGGCCACCUGCAGGCCUGAAUUACCCUUUUCUGUCCCCCAGGAUUGCUAAUGUCCAAUAUAGCUGCCCUCUUUUCUGUGAAUUGACUACAGAAUUGAGUUCUAACAUACACAUAACUCCUCCUGGUUUUGUUUUUUGUUUUUUUUGACCAUGUAGGGGAUGGAUUAGUUGGGAAACAGCCCAUUUGGUCAGAUUUCUAAAUUGUAUUCAAUUUUAGCAAAGCAGAAAGAUGUUCCAAAAGUUGGAUCCUGGGAGAAUUAAAUAAGAAUCAACCUUAUGCAAAUAAUUUCCUUUUUAUCUGCACGUGUAAGUCCUGAGGUUGCCUACACAUUCCAUCCUGAUUAUUAAGAGAAUCAUGGAGAGUCCCUCAAUCUCCCCCCAAAAUAUGUGCUAAUGCCACAUAUUUUGAUUUUGCCACCCCGUGAAAGCAUGUAGUUUGGUUGUUAGAACGAACACAGGGAAACGAGAGCCAAACCAAGUGAUUUUUCCAUUUUUACGCUUACACUGUUUACCAUCAUGUGCUUGGUAGCAGUAACAGGAUUCUCAUUUAAGAUGCCAGCAAACACUAUCCAUUUCAAUGAUUUAAUCUAGAAACCUUAAAGGUUUUCUGCCUUUCCAAGCCCAGCCCAGUCCUCUUCCUCAGAUACCCAGCAGGUGGCGCUCUUGCAUACAUUUUGCUAUUGGUCUUGCAUCUUGCCAUUUUAAUUUACACUUUCAGUGUUACCCACAGUUAUCUUGAGAUCAUAACCCCAUCCACUUCAGCUAUCCAAAAAGGCCAGUUAGGGUCUGUGAAUUUUUUUUAAAUACUUCUCAGGUUGAGUAACAAUUAUGUUGAAGGUCUGAAGGUACAGAGUUCAGAGGACAGAGUUCAAUGUGGCCACUUCCUAUUCCAGAAGAGCUAAGAUUUCAAGUAUAAUUUGUUUAUCUGAGAGAAAACUACCCAACCCUAAAAACAUGGCCCUGCUAGAAGCAUGGAGAAAGGGCUCUGCAGGAAGCAGUGGAAAGAAGUCAACUCCAUAUCCAAAGUUCCAUCCUGAAGAGAACAGGAAAUUCCCUGGGUGGUUUCACAGCCAUUCAGCCCCAAAUGUGGUUUUUGUGAUCCUGAAUUAAUUACCUAGUUAGGCAUCUGUGUAGCCCACACCUGAUGGAGAGCUGCCAACCUAACACCUCUUUUUUGUUCUAAGAUCUAACUGGUAUGAAGUCAGGGAUUGGUGGGGUAAUUUGGUAAUAACCAUGGGAGAAUAAUUCUGAUGGGGGUCCAACAAAGCCCAGCUCACUGGAAAAGGGGCAUUCCUCCUUUCCCCAUUUGAAAUGAAAUAAAAGCAGGUAUGUAAUAGUAAAAAUAUUUUACACUAGCAGGUACUCUGUACCACAGCAUAUAAUAGAACAUGUACACACGUUAUCUCGAGAAUCCUACCAGGUCUACACAGUGG
Molecule: messenger RNA, 7863 nt
Organism: Sciurus carolinensis (gray squirrel)
Lineage: Eukaryota; Metazoa; Chordata; Mammalia; Rodentia; Sciuridae
Gene: Thada
Product: THADA armadillo repeat containing
Exons: 38
Coding region: 135-5936 (1933 amino acids)
Biological process (GO): tRNA methylation
Cellular component (GO): cytosol
Source: RefSeq, a predicted model, not a curated record